Messenger RNA from Hibiscus syriacus, 1673 nucleotides. Its product is annotated as protein ALP1-like. NCBI's taxonomy places the organism in Eukaryota, Viridiplantae, Streptophyta, Magnoliopsida, Malvales, Malvaceae. The record is from RefSeq and is a predicted model, not a curated record. The transcript has a single exon. The coding region runs from base 90 to 1658 and encodes 522 amino acids.
GUUUCACAGCUUUCAAAUCUCUUGCUCUUUUCACAUUUGGUCAAUUCAAAUUCGGUCAAAAGAAAAACCCAGAUCUUGUGUUUGUUUUCAUGGAAAUCGGGUCUUUCGCAUUGCUUUCUCCAGAAGAUUUAUGUUUUAAUUUCAACAAUAACAGCGGCAGGGGCGAUUUCUCGUGUUUUCUGGAUAUGGAAAGUGGGUUCAACGGGAACUACAACAAGAAGAGGAGUAGACAGGAUAUUGAUGAAUCUGUAGUGAACGAGAAGAGUGGGUUUGGUGAUAUACUUUCUUCCAUUUUGAUGUUGGGUGAGGAAGCAAAGCAAGAGCAGGAGCAAGAACAGCAGCUUCAAUGGUUUGCUGAUUCCGAUCAACAAACAGCGUUCUUCGAUCGCAGUUAUGAUGAAAAAGUUGAAGAAAUGAAUGGGUUUUUUGAUCAAUUCGAGAACCAGUAUUCUGAAAUGAACCAGCUGGAUGAUUCCAGAAACAAACGGCCGCGUAAUUCGGGUUUAGCUGCCGUUGCUGCGACGGCGAAGAUGGUUUCAGUCGGGUCGGGCAAUGUGAGCCCGUCGCAACCGGGUACCGGAACCGGCCAGCAAAGGCGGUUAUGGGUGAAGGACCGAUCAAAGGACUGGUGGGAUAAGUGUAGCCACCCGGAUUUCCCCGACGAGGAGUUCAAACGCGCGUUUCGGAUGAGCAAAGCCACGUUCAACAUGGUCUGCGAGGAGCUUGAACCAGCGGUGAUGAAAAAAAACACGAUGCUCCGCGAUGCAAUCCCGGUUCGUCAGCGCGUGGCGGUUUGCAUCUGGCGGCUAGCCACCGGUGAACCGCUCCGGAUGGUAUCGAAACGGUUCGGGUUGGGGAUCUCGACUUGUCAUAAGCUGGUAUUGGAGGUCUGCGCCGCCAUAAAAACCGUUUUGAUGCCCAAAUUCGUUCAAUGGCCCGACGAAAACAAGACGAAGAGAAUCAAACAAGAAUUCGAAUCCGCCACCGGAAUCCCAAACGUCGGCGGAUCGAUGUACACGACACACAUCCCCAUCAUCGCACCGAAAGGAAACGUCGCGGCGUACUUCAACAAAAAACACACGGAGAGGAACCAAAAAACUUCGUACUCAAUCACCCUCCAAGGCGUCGUCGAUCAAACCGGAGCUUUCAUCGACGUAUGCAUCGGCUGGCCCGGUUCGAUGUCCGAUGACCAAGUUCUAGAGAAAUCAGCAUUUUACCAAAGAGCCACAAGGGGCCAUUUGAAGGACGUUUGGGUGGCGGGGAACAAAGGGUACCCAUUAAUGGACUGGGUUUUGGUCCCAUACACUCACCAAAACCUCACCUGGGGUAAACACGCCUUCAACGAGAAGAUCGGAGAAAUCGAAAAGGUGGCCAAGGACGCUUUCGCGAGGCUGAAAGGACGAUGGUCCUGCUUGCAAAAGAGAACCGAGGUGAAGCUUCAAGAGUUGCCGAUCGUGCUCGGUGCUUGCUGCGUUUUGCAUAAUAUCUGCGAGAUGAGGAACGAGACGAUGGAUCCCGAGCUCAAAUUCGAGCUUUUCGACGACGAGGUGGUACCGGAAAAUAAAGUAAGGUCCAUGGCUGCCGCACAAGCCAGGGAUCACAUCGCUCACAAUUUGUUGCACCAUGCUGGCCGUGCCAAAGCCGCUGGUUUUUUAUAACCUCUGGUUUUUUGU